Messenger RNA from Micropterus salmoides (largemouth bass), 10761 nucleotides. RefSeq names its product calcium channel, voltage-dependent, P/Q type, alpha 1A subunit, a (gene cacna1aa). Gene Ontology annotation, cellular component: neuronal cell body; voltage-gated calcium channel complex; membrane. Gene Ontology annotation, biological process: chemical synaptic transmission; calcium ion import across plasma membrane. The record is from RefSeq and is a predicted model, not a curated record. Gene Ontology annotation, molecular function: high voltage-gated calcium channel activity. Lineage: Eukaryota; Metazoa; Chordata; Actinopteri; Centrarchiformes; Centrarchidae.
UUUUUCAGUGUUUAAUUUGAGAUCGAAAUUGUUUAUCUCUCAAGAAGUGUUUCUUCCUUGACCGACCCGCCUCACUCCAUUUGAGUGGAUGAUUCUAGCUACCAUCAUUGCCAACUGCAUCGUCCUGGCUCUGGAGCAACAUUUGCCUGAUGGGGACAAGACUCCGCUGUCUGAGCGCCUGGAUGAUACAGAGCCGUACUUCAUAGGGAUCUUCUGCUUUGAGUCUGGAAUAAAGAUCCUGGCACUUGGUUUUGCCUUCCACAAGAACUCCUACCUGAGGAAUGGGUGGAAUGUCAUGGACUUUGUGGUGGUGCUCACAGGGAUUCUGUCCACUGUGGGUUCAGAUUUCGACUUGCGGACCCUCAGGGCUGUGCGAGUAUUGAGGCCCCUCAAACUGGUGUCUGGUAUUCCCAGCUUACAGGUGGUGCUCAAAUCCAUCAUGAAGGCCAUGAUUCCUCUGCUGCAAAUUGGCCUGCUUCUUUUCUUUGCCAUCCUCAUGUUCGCCAUCAUUGGUCUGGAGUUCUACAUGGGCAAAUUCCACACAACCUGCUUUGACAAUCACACAGGUGAGAUUAAAGCAGAUUAUCCAUGUGGGACUGAACCUUCGUCACGGGGGUGUCCAGUUGGCAGCAUGUGUAGAAAGUACUGGCUUGGACCAAACUAUGGCAUCACCCAGUUUGACAACAUCCUGUUUGCUAUCCUCACCGUCUUCCAGUGUAUCACCAUGGAGGGAUGGACUGAGCUUCUCUACCAUAGCAACGAUGCCUCAGGGAGUGCAUGGAACUGGAUGUACUUCAUCCCCCUCAUCAUCAUCGGCUCCUUCUUCAUGCUCAACCUGGUGCUGGGUGUGUUGUCCGGGGAGUUUGCCAAAGAGAGAGAGCGUGUGGAGAACAGGAGCGAGUUCCUGAAGCUCAGGAGACAGCAGCAGAUUGAAAGGGAACUCAAUGGUUAUCUGGAAUGGAUUUGCAAAGCUGAAGAGGUCAUCUUGGCAGAUGAUGACAAUGAAAAUGAAUAUGAUGGCUCCCGUAGGAGAGCCACAAAGAACCAUAAAAACAAAGCUGAGCUUCUAAACCCAGAGGAAGGGGAGGGAGAUCUGGCAGUAGGGUCACCAUUUGCCCGUGCCAGCUUGAAGAGCUCCAAGCUCGAAGGAUCAACUUUCAAGCGGCGUGAGCGACGGCUACGCUUCUUAAUCCGACACAUUGUUAAGUCCCAGGCCUUCUACUGGACCGUGCUGUGUUUGGUGGGCCUCAACACAAUGUGUGUGGCAGUAGUGCAUUACGACCAGCCAGAAGCACUUUCAGAUUUUUUAUAUUUUGCUGAAUUCACCUUCCUGGGGAUAUUCUUGACGGAGAUGUUUGUAAAGAUGUAUGGCCUGGGCAAGCAGGCCUACCUCAACUCCUCCUUCAACUGCUUUGACUGCAUUGUGAUAUGUGGUAGCAUAUUUGAAGUGCUGUGGUCCAUCAUCCAGCCGGGGACAUCGUUUGGCAUUAGUGUGUUACGAGCUCUCAGGUUAUUGAGAAUCUUCAAAGUCACCAAGUACUGGGCAUCUUUGCGUAACCUUGUUGUCUCUCUGCUCAACUCCAUGAAGUCCAUCAUCAGCUUGCUCUUCCUGCUCUUCCUCUUCAUAGUUGUCUUUGCUCUGCUGGGCAUGCAGCUCUUCGGAGGACAGUUUAAUUUUGAAACUGGCACUCCUCCGACCAACUUUGAUACUUUCCCUGCAGCAAUAAUGACAGUGUUCCAGAUCCUGACCGGUGAGGACUGGAACAUGGUGAUGUACGAUGGCAUCCAAUCUCAGGGCGGAGUCAACAAGGGCAUGGCCUUCUCUGUCUUCUUCAUCGUGCUCACGCUUUUCGGCAACUACACUCUGCUGAAUGUGUUCUUGGCUAUCGCUGUAGACAAUUUGGCCAAUGCACAGGAACUGACCAAGGAUGAACAAGAGGAAGAGGAGGCCGCCAGUCAGAAGAUCGCCCUGCAGAAAGCCAAGGAGGUGGCUGAAGUCAGCCCGCUAUCUGCUGCCAACCUCUCCAUUGCAGCGUUUGGACCCUUACCACAGCACUUCAUCAGCAACAAAGUACACAGUGAGUGUCACAACGCUACCGACCCCUUUCUGGACUGUAAGGAGCAGCAGAAGAACAACAAUAAGGGAAUCAAUAAGUCAGUGUGGGAACAACGCACCAAGGAGCUGAGGAGGCAGACUCUGGUGUCCAGUCGCGAGGCCCUCUAUAACGAGCUGGACGCUGACGAGCGCUGGAAGGCAAGGACAGGCAAUGGGGAGCAAAACAAUGUGAACUAUUCACGUCAAAUCCGUCCAGACAUGAAGACCCACCUGGAUCGACCCUUGGUGGUUGACCCCCAUGAGAACCGCAACAACAACACCAACAAGACCACUGCAAACAAUUCGGACCUCUGCUUCAGCCAGCACCAUCCUGCUGAUGAGCUCCACAGACAAACACUCCUCCACGAACAGGGUGGCCAAGUUGGAGGGGGUGGUGGAGGAGGCUCAGGUCCAAUCAGGCCUCCCAUGGAGCGGGGCGAGUCCACAGAGAGCAGGCGCAGCCGCAAAAGUGAGCACCACCACCACGCCUCUCAUAUCCGAUUGGACGCUACAGUGAUUCCUGGACCAGGCGGAGAGGAGAGGCCGCCCAGGCGCCAUCACCACACCCGGAGCGGCAGCCGAGGGGGGGGGCAGUCAGAACACCGGAAGCCCAGGUCACACCGAAAAAGCGCAGAAGAUGGUGAGGAUGGCAGGGGAGGGGCUGGAAAAACAGGGAGACAUAAAAGCAAAGGACUUGACGGUGGAGAAGGAGGAGAGCAGGAGGGAGGUGGCGAUGGCAGUGAGAGGAGGCCAAGAAGAAAUCGGCAUGGCACGGAGGGCGAGGGGAAGAGGAUGUGCCAGCACAGAAGGAAGGAAUGCAGUGUCCCUAACCUCUCUACCACCCGGCCUAUUCAAAAGAGCCUCUCCAGGCAAGACAGCCAGUACAGUGAGGACAUGGACAACCUCAUGAAUACCAAACUGGUCUCUGGCUCUACCCCACCAAGCGAUGGUGGUGAUCAAGUUACCAACCACACUGUGGCCUCUGGCUUUGGAUCUGCCCUCCAUCUUGCUAACAGUGGCACUCAUGGGAGUUUGGUCACAUUAGAUAGCUAUGGGAGCAUUGCACACCACCGUGCCAACAGUGUCAUCAGGCUGCCCCACCAUGACUACACAACUGUUGACAUGCCAAUUUUUCCAUCCACCAAUGCCAUACUGCAGGUUAAUAAGAAUGCCAACACAGAGCCACUGCCAGCGAAGGAGAAUAAGGAUGAUGAUGAUGACGAGAAGGGAGGUGAAGGAGGACCCAGGCCCAUGCCUCCCUACAGCUCCAUGUUCAUCCUGUCUACCACCAACCCGUUUCGGCGGGCGUGUCACUACAUCUGCACCUUGCGUUAUUUUGAGAUGUGUAUCCUGCUGGUCAUUGCCAUGAGCAGUAUCGCCUUGGCUGCUGAAGACCCUGUCUGGCCCGAGUCCCCUCGCAACAAUGUUCUACGUUAUUUCGACUAUGUCUUCACAGGAGUGUUCACAUUUGAGAUGCUGAUAAAGAUGGUGGAUCUAGGAUUGGUCUUGCACCAGGGCUCUUAUUUCCGGGACUUAUGGAACAUCCUUGACUUUAUAGUGGUUAGUGGUGCUCUGGUGGCCUUCGCCUUCACAGGGAGCAGUAAGGGAAAAGACAUCAGCACUAUCAAGUCUCUGCGGGUACUGAGAGUGUUAAGACCUCUGAAGACCAUUAAACGUCUUCCCAAACUCAAGGCUGUGUUUGACUGUGUGGUGAACUCUCUGAAGAAUGUGCUCAACAUCCUGAUUGUGUACUUACUGUUCAUGUUCAUCUUUGCUGUGGUGGCCGUGCAGCUCUUCAAGGGACGCUUCUUUUACUGCACUGAUGAAUCAAAAGAGUUUGAGCGCGACUGCAGGGGCGAGUAUCUGGUGUAUGAACGUGAUAACGAAGUGAAGGCGCAGAAGCGGGAGUGGAAGAAGUACGAUUUCCACUACGACAACGUGGCUUGGGCCCUACUCACCCUCUUCACCGUGUCUACCGGAGAGGGGUGGCCGCAGGUGCUGAAGCAUUCAGUGGAUGCGACUUAUGAGAACCAGGGCCCGAGCCCGGGGUACCGGAUGGAGAUGUCCAUUUUUUACGUGGUGUACUUCGUGGUCUUCCCCUUCUUCUUCGUCAACAUCUUCGUGGCUCUCAUCAUCAUCACCUUCCAGGAGCAAGGAGACAAGAUGAUGGAGGAUUACAGUUUAGAAAAGAAUGAGAGAGCUUGUAUAGACUUUGCCAUCAACGCCAGGCCCCUGACACGCCACAUGCCUCAGAACAAGCUGAGUUUCCAGUACCGAAUGUGGGAGUUUGUGGUGUCGCCGCCAUUUGAGUAUACUAUCAUGGCAAUGAUCGCGCUCAACACAGUUGUGCUGAUGAUGAAGUAUGACGAAGCUUCUGACACCUAUGAAGCUGUGUUAGCCAACCUGAACAUAGUGUUUACCUCCCUCUUCUCCAUGGAGUGUGUACUCAAGAUCAUCGCCUUUGGAGCACUGAAUUAUUUCAAAGAUGCCUGGAAUAUUUUUGACUGUGUGACAGUCCUGGGCAGCAUUACUGACAUCUUAGUUACCGAGCUUGGGAUGGAUAAUUUCAUCAACCUAAGUUUCCUGAGGCUGUUCAGGGCAGCUCGUCUCAUCAAGCUGCUGAGACAGGGAGAAACCAUUCGCAUCUUGCUCUGGACCUUCGUUCAGUCGUUUAAGGCACUACCUUAUGUCUGCCUCCUCAUUGCCAUGCUGUUCUUCAUUUACGCCAUCAUUGGGAUGCAGCUUUUUGGGAAUAUUGCUCUGGACGAAGAAUCAGACAGUGCCAUCAACCAGCACAACAACUUCCAGACUUUCGUACAGGCUCUCAUGCUUCUCUUCAGGAGUGCCACGGGAGAGGCAUGGCACGAUAUCAUGCUGGCCUGUCUGGGGGGUAAGGUGUGUGACCCCUUGUCAGGGAAUCCAGACCCAGAGUGUGGCAGCCAGUUUGCCUACCUCUACUUUGUCUCCUUCAUCUUCUUCUGUUCAUUCUUGAUGCUGAAUCUGUUUGUUGCCGUCAUUAUGGACAACUUUGAGUACCUGACUAGAGAUUCAUCCAUACUGGGACCUCACCACCUGGAUGAGUAUGUCAGGAUAUGGGCGGAGUAUGAUCCUGCUGCCUGCGGGCGCAUUCAUUAUAAGGACAUGUACAGUUUAUUACGAGUUAUCGACCCCCCUCUCGGCUUAGGCAAGAAAUGCCCCCAUAGGGUGGCCUGCAAGAGACUGCUCCGUAUGGAUCUGCCUGUGGCCGACGACAACACGGUCCACUUCAACUCCACUCUCAUGGCGUUGAUCCGCACCGCGCUGGACAUCAAGAUUGCCAAGGGUACGGAAGGUGGCAUUGACAAGCACCAGAUGGAUGCAGAGCUGAGGAAAGAGAUGAUGGCGAUCUGGCCCAACCUCUCCCAGAAAACUCUGGAUUUGCUGGUUACGCCACACAAGUCAGCGACAGACCUGACAGUGGGGAAAAUCUACGCUGCUAUGAUGAUCAUGGAGUACUACCGGCAGAGCAAGAUCAAGCGCUCACAGGCUCUUCGGGAUGAGCAGCGCGUGGAGCCACCUUCCCCCACCCAGGAUGGGGGUCCGGGACUUAACAACGCACUCCCUCCACCUGAGACAACAGAGACUGUCAACAACCUGCCAGUGGAGGGGGGGGUCCCGGAGAGCCAUUCAUGGGUGACAGCUCGUGCUCAGGAGAUGUCCCAGAAGGCCGGCAGCUGGAGCCCUGAGGGUCACCCUGAGGAUGGCCUGGGAAGCAUGACCAACUCUCAGACGGUAGAGAUGAGAGAGAUGGGGCAGGAUGGUUACUCGGAUACUGAGCACUUUCCACCAAUGGAAGGCCAUGGCAGGGCCGCUUCCAUGCCCCGCCUCCCAGGCGACAACCAAACCAUCAGUGACAGCAGUCCCAUGAAACGCUCGGCCUCGUCGCUGGGCCACAGCAGGUCCGGGCGUGGGCACAGAGACAAGGGAGGGGCAGACGACUACAAUAUGGAGCGUGUAAUACCAGAGGAAGGGAGAACUUCCAGACAUGGACACCGGCGAAAAGACCGGAGUCACCGGGCGUCUGAGAGGUCCCUCUGUCGCUACGCCGAGGCUGACACAGGCCUGGGCACAGACUUGAGCACAACCACCCAGUCCGGAGACCUCACAUCCAAAGACAAGGAUCGUGACCGAGAUCGCGGCCGGUCCAAAGACCGUAAGCACCACCACCAUCAUCACCACCACCACGGCUCUGUGGACAAGGAGCGCUACGUAGCAGAGCGAGGGGGCGAGUACGGGCACAGGCACUCCCGUGACAGAGAGCAUGACCGGGAGAGGGAGCGGGAAAGGGACCGGCGCUGGUCACGAUCGCCCAGCGAGGGUCGCGAGUGCAUGACACACAGACAGGGCAGUAGUUCGGUCAGCGGAAGUCCUGUCCCCUCAACAUCGGGGACCAGUACGCCACGUCGAGGCCGUCGUCAGUUGCCUCAGACCCCCGCAACACCUCGACCCCAUGUUACCUACUCCCCUGUGGUUCGUAAGGCUAUGCCCACACCACCGGGGGGGCCACAGGGCCGACCACCAGCCCCAGCCCCCCGUCGCUUUUCUCCUGAGCCUCCCCAAGGCCAGGGCCCUCCCCCCCGUUGUACUCCCACCAGCCCAUCAUGGCACAUCCCGCCAGGGUCAUCAUCCCCCACCUCGCUGGGGAGACACAGGUGGAGAGGUGGCUCUGUGGAAGGGGAUAGCUGUUUCUACAACCAGGACUACCAGGACUAUGAGCCCCACCAUGAACCACCUGCCUAUGAGCAGAGCUCCAUGCAGGGUGGAAACCCCCACCCCCACAAUCUGGCCAACCACCCACUGCCGCCUCCUCCACAACCACAGCCACAUAACCCCCAUCCCCUCCCUCCACCCCAGCCCCACCCUGUAAACAACCCCCACCCUCAUCCACCGUCACACCCACAACCCAGUCGCACCUCACCUAGGACUGUCCACCAUGCGCCCCCUCCCACGACCGCCCUGACUGGGCCUGUACAGGGCCAGAUGCAGCCUGCUGCCCAGCGCCGACUGCCCAAUGGCUACCGUUCUUCAUCACCUUCCACACAUCUACAUGGACCCCCACAUACUGGGCCUCACAAGGUCCCCCCUCCAGCUGGGCAUCCUAGGGGUCCCCGCAAGGGCCUGCAUGAACCCUACAGCGAGACGGAGGAUGACGACUGGUGCUAGCCUCUGGGGAUGGGGGAGGGGCGUAAGGAAGAAAAAAGAAUUGAUAGAUGGACCGAAAGAUGAAAAUAGAAAGCUCUGACCUAGAGCACAGACUGCCAAGGGAAACCGUGAUUCUUUCUUUCUCAUCUGUUCAAUUUUUCCCUCUCCUCCAACUGCUUGCCAUGUCCCAGGGACGGUGGGCUAGAUGAAGGGGCAGGUGUCAGGACAAAGGGAUGGAACAAAAAUGCGGAGGCCACGUUACUCUCGCAUUGUUGUUUCAUUCAUCUCUUGAUGCCAAAAACCCGACCUCAAACUGCAGUUUUUAAGGAUGCAAGUAGGAGGGGUGAUGGACACUUGUCUUUGUGUGUCUUAAAUUAUGCCUCUGGCACCGAGCUACAGCCACUUACAAGAUGUCAAGAGUUGCGACUCGACAAAAGACAUUUUACAGUCAGAGACAAAAGAAUGACCACUGUUUUUUUUGUUUUUUUGCUUCUCAAAGCUAACUUCAGUUAAGUUAGCCUCAAAAAGAAUCAAAUCCAACCCUCCCAACCACCAGUUGAAUAUUGAUGAGUUUUAUCAUCUGUGUUUUUAAAUAAAAACAAAACUGACAAUGAGCCCUCCACCUAUAUGAGGUGAGAAGGCUAAGUGGGUGGGAGAGUUGGGGAGUGUUGCACGGGAUUGACAAGUCCCUCUGUCAAAAUCUAGAGCACAGGAUGGGUGAGUUGGGGAUGUUUACCCCGUCCCUGGAGAACACCCUCGUCCCAGAAACGAACAAUUGAACCGACCUCAACCUAUGGCCUAUGAGAGAAGAAAAACAAAAAAGUGGAGAUGGGUUUCAGAAACAAAAAAACAAACCAGUAACUGUUUUCUGCAGUAUUUCUUCUUCUAUUCCUGCUUCUUCUUCCUCCUUCUCUUCUACUUGUUCAAAACAUUGAAGCUUGAAUCUUCUGUUGCACCCCACACAGCUUCGUUUUUUAGACUUGCGGAGUUGUACACCCUGUGGAAUCCUGCAUGAAUGAUACAAAAAAUAAUAAUAAUAGCAACAAUGAGAAACUACUGUAUGCGGGGGGAAGUUUUACUUGAUCAUUUCUGUUGUGGUCUUUAUGGUUUCUCUCUUUUUUAGUAAAAAUGCCUUUCUGUCUCUCUUUCUCUCUCUCCUCUGUAUGACAUUCCUCUCUCUGCACCUUCAUUUACACUAAAAUCAAGUGACAGAAGGCUAUAGGGAUUUAUAUCUAGAAGGAACAACACGAUUAGUUGCCUGCUUGUCUACAUUUUCUGUGCCAGAUGCCUGCCACCGAUACAGCUGGAAUUGCACAUCGUUUUUGUGGAAGUAACUUUUUGUAACUAAGGUGAUAAUCCUUAAAUGAUAUACUGGGAAGCAGGGUAAAGUGGAUAGAAGACGUGGAUGUCCGUAUUGGUAAAUAAAUCCGACAAAUCAGUAACGUCUCAAAGUCUUCCAGGGUUUGGGGUUAAAACAGACACCAGAGAGAAAGAGACCAAUAAGAAAGUUGGAGAAAGGAGAGAAACUCUUCAUCUUUGUUUUCUUCGUUCUUGAGUGUAAUAACAGAUAAACAGAUGAUAUAAUAACUUAUAAUGAUCAUGAUGAUCGUGAUAAUGAGACAGAUUCUCCAUGUUUGGUCUUCUAUUCUGUUCUCUAUGUUUUGCUGAGCUCAGCUAAUCAUUUUUCCAACCCUGAGGUGGAGCUCUAACACACAGUUGCAUUAUGGGAGAGUGAUUCUGUAGGAGGGUAAACACAAGACAGAUUAGCUAAAGCAGUCCUUAGAAUUUAGACAGUUGGUGAAUUUGAUUGAAAUUCGAUUGACACAAAAAUUGGUCAAAUGCAGCAGUUCCUUACAGGUUCUUACAUUGAAUUGGAUGAGUCUUCUCUCCUGCAGAUGCUGAAACAGAGUUCCACCGCCACUUGUAACCUUCUGGUGGCGCUGUAUGACAAACAAUGUCCCUCUAGUUUUUGUACGGCUCCCUUUACUUCACUUCUGAAUUCAGAGUUGUCAUACAGUUUAGCUCGUUCUCUCGCUUAGACCACCUUGUCUGUGUUCACCACGCGUAAACACAGGUGACUGAAUUGCACAGUCGCACAGUUCAGAUGGGUUGGAGAAAAGAUGUCUGGGCCCUGUCAUGGUCCUGGAAAAACAUCUGUGUUCUGUGUGUGCACUCGUAGAUAUAUCUUUCAAUUUCUUUCUGUGUGUUUCUCUGUGUGCCUCAAACUAAGACCUGUCACUAACGCACACCACUGUCAGCCCCAGCAUUAUGUUGUUUUUAUUUAUUUGACCUAAGUUUUAACCUGGAGGCCUAUCACAUGUUGACAAGAGAAUGCACCGAAAAAAUAGAAAAGAAAAAAAAACUGCCUAUUAGUGUCUUUCCAACCUCAGUGGAAUGUCACAGACAAGUUUUUCACAUCAAUACACUUAAAAUCAGAAAGCACACUAGGUAUGUAGCUCCUGGUUGUGGUGUGUGUAACUGGGUUUUUGCGUGUGUGUGUGUGUGUGUACAUGGGUGAGUGUGUUUCUGAUAAAUGUUUGUUUCUAUGCUUGCUUUGCUUUCUAUUCUUUAUCUCCAGAAAUCAUUUUCAAAUCUUAAAAUGUUUUUGGUCAAACCAUUGUUAACAAUCUUCAACUCUGCGCGUUUGUGUGUGUGUGUGAUGCCAGUAACCCCCUGAAUGAAACAUGCAAAGCCCCGAACAUUCACCAUCCAUCUUUGUGUCUAUGCUGCAGUGAAGUCCACUAACACGCUGAUUAACUACACAAAGUCUUCAAAAAGCAAUGUAAAGCCGCUACUGAGGAGAAAAAAAACAACUUUUUUUUAAGUACAAAAGAUUAAAAAAAGGAAAAAAUAUCUAGUUCCAGAAAUGCAUGUGCUAUGUGCAUGCCACACCGUGGGUUAACAGUCAUCUUCAGGACAUAAAAGAAAAAGCAGAUUAAUGAAUUCAGAGGAAUAAAAAAAAGAUAUAUAGAUAGAUGUUUUUAAAAAGCAACGUUUCCUUUUUUUCCUUCUAUUUUUGAGAACAAAAAAGGUAAAAAAAAUACAACAAAAAAAUGUCUAAAGAAUAAAAACACAAAAGAGACUUUGGUGAGAGUCAGUCUCGUUUGUUUCUUCUGUUACAUGAGGUUGAGGCACAACACAACCAUGUUCAGGACACCACAAAAAAGAACUGUUUUUAACGAAGAAAAAAUAUAUAUACGUACAAAGAAAAGAAAGUACAGUUCAGAAGAUGGUGUAUUCUCCCUUCUACUUUUUUUGUGGGGGUCAGGGGGUGCAGAAGCUAGCCAAAUCUGAUGUUGUACUCAUUACAACUGGCUGUGCAAUCUUUGACCUCCCACUCACUCCCUCUUUUUUCCCUCUCUCUAACUCCGUCUCUCACUCUUAUCUGUCGCACUCUCAACCUGUCUCACUGCUAUUUCUACCAGUGCAUUUUGUAAUUCCAAACAAAACUCUUCCUAAAGAAUAAAAUCCAGAGAGAAUGCACA